Messenger RNA from Cokeromyces recurvatus, 678 nucleotides. RefSeq lists its product as uncharacterized. Gene Ontology annotation, cellular component: endosome; plasma membrane; clathrin vesicle coat. The annotation marks the transcript as partial. Lineage: Eukaryota; Fungi; Mucoromycota; Mucoromycetes; Mucorales; Mucoraceae. The record is from RefSeq and is a predicted model, not a curated record. Gene Ontology annotation, biological process: Golgi to endosome transport; endocytosis. Gene Ontology annotation, molecular function: phospholipid binding; clathrin binding. The transcript is spliced from 6 exons.
AUUAUAUAAUUCAGCUUGCCAUGCAUCUAGAAUUAUUAUAUGUUAUUGAAGAAGCUAAAUUAAUACAGACAUAUUUCUAUAUUUUGAUAAAGUAUUUAGUAAUAAGGAGAUAUCUCUCUAUAAUGUUUUCAUUAUUUAAAGUCUAAAAUGAAGAUAUCAAAACUCAAUAUGUAAUUCUCAUGUUAAACGAUAACUGAAGAAAAGCAUCUGAAUUUAAAGUAAAAGAACUAUGGAAUAGAUUGUUUUCCACUCUUUUCCAUAAAAUAAGCAAUUAUGAAUUCUAUACCUAAUUUUCAAAUUCCUGACGUUUGGGAAGUUAAGGAUGUGGUGAAUAAAUUGAAAAGUGUAGUGUUGAAUUAUACAGAAAUGGAAACCAAGGUUCAUGAGGCAACUAGUAAUGAUCCCUGGGGUGCUUCCAGUACACUUAUGCAAGAAAUUGCACAAGGCACCUAUAAUUAUCAAUACUUUAAUGAAAUUAUGCCAACAAUUUAUAGAAGAUUUACCGAAAAAGAAUCUAAACAAUGGAGACAAAUUUACAAGGCACUGGUUCUUUUAGAAUACCUUAUCAAAAAUGGCUCAGAACGUGUUGUUGAUGAUGCUCGCUCUCAUGUUUCUAUGAUCAAGAUUCUACGUAAUUUUUAUUAUAUUGAUGAUAAAGGAAAAGAUGAAGGAAUUAAC